AUGCGGGCAGACGACAAUCCCAGCGCAAGAUCCCUGCAUGCUCAAUUUCCUGGCGAUGAUACUCGGCCUACCAGCAAGAAGGAACUUGCUGGAUGGUAUAGCUAUGGCUGGGCAGCAGAGGUCUUUACUGUGUGCGCUAUGGGCUCGUUUCUCCCCAUCACUUUGGAGCAAAUGGCCCGAGAUCGCGGAGUUCUACUAUCCGAUAAAGUGACACCGUGUAGUGCUUCUUGGAACGGAACAGAAACCACAGCACGAACUCACGGGAUCUCACCGCCAUGGUAUGGCAUAAAUGCAACACCGGGGACUAGCCAAUGCGUUGUUUACAUACUCGGCGCCGAAAUCAAUACUGCUAGCUUUGCCAUGUAUACCUUUUCGGUAAGUGUCUUCGUUCAGGCUGUCUUGAUCAUCUCCAUGUCAGGGGCAGCGGAUCAUGGAAGUUUUCGCAAGACACUUCUAGUGGCGUUUGCUGUCAUUGGCUCGGUUUGUACAAUGCUAUUUCUGUCCGUGGUUCCCAAGAUCUACAUCGUUGGAGCGUUAUUUGCGAUCGUUGCGAAUACUUGUUUUGGAGCUUCUUUUGUUCUUUUGAAUUCGUUUCUGCCGCUCCUCGUACGCCAUCAUCCUUCUCUACUUGGACAUGAAAACGAACGUUCGCCUGAGCUAAAUCACUCCCACAUCACGGACGAUCGUGUCCAAUUUGCGGCAAAUGCAGACUAUGGUAUCGAUGCUGAUGCAACUUCACCGCUACUGCAACCCGUUCAAGGAGACAGUGACGAGCAUACAACCAGUAGGCUGCCAGUGACUUCCGUGGUAAUCUCCGAAGAGUUGAAGUUAUCCACAAGGAUAUCUUCUCUCGGCAUCGGCAUUGGCUAUAUUGGGGCCGUGAUUUUACAGAUCAUCUGCAUACUAGUCAUCAUCGCCACUCGUCAAACCACUUUCUCCCUACGCCUCGUUUUAUUCUUGAUUGGAUUGUGGUGGUUUGUGUUCACCAUCCCAGCCGCGCUUUGGCUGCGACCUCGUCCAGGUCCACCAUUACCCAAAGCUCCACAAGGCAAGGACAAUCGAUCGUGCGUCGGGUACAUGGUCUAUGCUUGGAAAUCGCUUUGUCGGACCGCUGUGCGAACCCGACACCUCAAGGAUAUUUUAUUGUUUUUGACAGCUUGGUUCCUUCUUAGUGAUGGGAUUGCCACCGUCAGCGGGACGGCUGUACUCUUCGCAAAGACGCAACUCAAUAUGAAGCCAGCAGCUCUGGGUUUGAUUAACGUGGUUACCAUGAUGGCUGGUGUCUUUGGGGCAUUUUCGUGGAGUUUCGUGUCGCGAAGAUUAAAUCUUGGGGCCUCGCAAACGAUAAUCGCGUGCAUUCUUCUGUUCGAGUUGAUUCCUAUUUACGGGCUUCUGGGGUUUGUCCCAGCCAUCAGAAAACUUGGUUACUUGGGUCUUCAGCAACCGUGGGAGAUGUUUCCUUUGGGGAUUGUGUACGGGCUUGUCAUGGGCGGACUAUCCUCGUACUGUCGCAGCUUCUUCGGCGAGUUGAUACCGCCUGGUAACGAGGCAGCAUUUUAUGCUCUUUACGCAAUCACCGACAAAGGGUCGAGCAUCUUUGGACCGGCAAUUGUCGGUCUUAUCACUGAUCGUUACGGCGAAAUUCGCCCUGCGUUUGUGUUUCUCGCAGUUUUGAUAUUCCUCCCACUGCCACUAAUGUUACUUGUGGAUGUUGGUCGAGGCAAGAAAGAUGCGCUCGCCCUUGCUGUGGAGCUCGAGGAAGGACAGUCCUCGAACACUCAGACCUACGGAACUCUUUCAAAUUGUGAGAGAAAUGCAGUUCCAACUGAUCAAUAA
Aspergillus clavatus NRRL 1 is the source of this 1836-nucleotide messenger RNA. Its product is annotated as MFS transporter. Gene Ontology annotation, biological process: amino acid transmembrane export from vacuole. Bases 1 to 1836 code for a protein of 611 amino acids. Lineage: Eukaryota; Fungi; Ascomycota; Eurotiomycetes; Eurotiales; Aspergillaceae. The record is from RefSeq and is a predicted model, not a curated record. The transcript is spliced from 2 exons.